Molecule: messenger RNA, 1851 nt
Organism: Phasianus colchicus (ring-necked pheasant)
Lineage: Eukaryota; Metazoa; Chordata; Aves; Galliformes; Phasianidae
Product: 5-hydroxytryptamine receptor 3A-like
Biological process (GO): monoatomic ion transmembrane transport
Cellular component (GO): membrane
Molecular function (GO): transmembrane signaling receptor activity; extracellular ligand-gated monoatomic ion channel activity
Source: RefSeq, a predicted model, not a curated record
AAAUACUUUUGCCACCUGGGACCCACGGGAUUUCUGUAACAUUUCUAAAAUUGUUCUCCCCAUGGAUUCAUUUUGGUCACCCCCAAUCUUCAUUUUGGAAAGAGUGAACGAACAGAAGUCCAACUUGGAGUACAUUGUUGUCACACACAACGGCACCUUCAACGCCAGCCUUCCCUUCCAGGUCACUCUAACGUGCAGUUUGAUGAUCCUCAAGUUCCCCUUUGACACCCAGACAUGCAACAUGAGCAUUGCUUCAUUUCUCUACCCAGUAACAGACCUUUCCAUGAAAGUGAAACGGACACCAGCUGAGAUGCUGGUAAGCAGUCAGAGCUUCUUCCUAACUGAUGGAGAAUGGAAGUUCACCAACCUGAGCAUCAAUGAGUACAUGGAAGAAAUAGACGAUGGAGAAUUUCCUGUGAUCACCUAUAUGAUUUCCAUGAAGAGACGACCCACUCUGUAUAUUCUGAACCUCAUCCUCCCAACAUGCGCCCUGUAUCUGCUUGACAUGGCUGUGCUGUUUGGACCCAGCUCUCUUGAGGAGAAAAUCAGUUUCCAGAUUUCCAUCAUUCUUGGCAGCUCCAUGUUAGCUGUGAUUCUCAACAAUAUGCUUCCAACUUCCUCCAACGAACCACCUAUAAUAGUGCUCUUUUUCUUAGGCACCUUCCUGCUGAUGAUCAUGGCUGUGCUGGACACUUUCUUCCUGUUGCACCAUCAGCACAAAUCCCUACGCUUAGGCAAAGCUUUCAGAACAGUCCAACAAGAUAUGCACACCGAGCCACCAAUGACAACAAGCCAGGCCAUGAAACAACCUACCAAGAAGACCCAGGAAAAAGUGCAGCAAACCAAACCCUACUGGAAAACACCAGAACAGGACCCGGUUCUGAUAGUUCUGGAGAAGGUGCUUCUUUACAGCCAUUUCUUCUUGUCACUCUUUUUUUUUGCUGUUAUUUCUAUAAAAUGGAGCAGUUAGGGACCAGCUCUGUGCGAUGCUCACUCAGUCUUAAUCCAUUUUAUUUCUUCAGAGCCUUCUGCUGUAUUUUCUUUUACUGCUCAAUUUGAAUCAGUUGCUUCAGCUCCUAAAUUAGAAAAAAAACAAAACAAACAAACACAACCAGAGCAUAAAGUCUGCAUGGUACGUGCACUGGUAUGUACUCUAGUUCUGUAAACAUACAUAUAUUCUGAAAGUGCUCCGUGGGCUACCAAAGUAAUUAGAUAAAGCUAUAAUGGAACUCGAAGAGAAUAUCUUAAUUCUAUCCAAUAGUAAUUAUUACAACUAUGUCAGAAAAAGGGACCUAGAGCUCUUUUUCAUUUAUGGAGAUGUUUUUAUUUUGAGGAAAGACAUUUAAGAAUUCCUACUCAGAUAAUUAAAUAAAUCAAUCAAAGUAUGAAGCCUUUGUUCUAUUGUUUCUGUGAUUUUCAGUGAGAUCUGCAACAUACAGAAAUCCAGACUGGUAGGAUCACUAGGAUUAUAGGGGAGCAAUGCUUGGGAUGUUUAAAAUAUCCUACUUCUGAACUUCUGUAUCUCACCUAAUUCGUUAAACUCCUAUUGCAAUUGGCUGCACCUAAACCAACACAACCAACCUGGAAAGCAGCCCCAGCACACUGCCCCUAAAGCCACUGAGACAGACCUCAUUCUGCAGAUCACUACUAAAUAUAACUUAUUCUGUGGCGCUGGAGUGUAAGUCUGUCCCCUAAACAAUAAUUGAUCUGCAAAGGCAGAACCACAUUCCCUGCAGUACAUGGUUACAAAGGUAAACGGGAGCCUUGUUUGCAUUACAGAAGAUGUGUUAGGACUCAAUGUUAGUAUCAGAUCUAGCUGAGAUCUUAGUACUUCCAUAAAAUCAAGUUCAC